Messenger RNA from Trichosurus vulpecula (common brushtail), 936 nucleotides. RefSeq names its product olfactory receptor 8D4-like. Gene Ontology annotation, biological process: sensory perception of smell; G protein-coupled receptor signaling pathway. The transcript has a single exon. NCBI's taxonomy places the organism in Eukaryota, Metazoa, Chordata, Mammalia, Diprotodontia, Phalangeridae. Gene Ontology annotation, cellular component: membrane. Bases 1 to 936 code for a protein of 311 amino acids. The record is from RefSeq and is a predicted model, not a curated record. Gene Ontology annotation, molecular function: odorant binding; G protein-coupled receptor activity; olfactory receptor activity.
AUGAGAAGAGGAAAUCAGUCUGAAGUCACUAUGUUUAUUCUUGAAGGACUGACAGAUGAGCCAGAGCUUCAGAUGCCCCUCUUCUUCAUGUUCUUGGGCAUCUAUUCAGUCACUGUGAUGGGGAACCUGGGCAUGAUCAUACUGAUUAGAUUUAGUUCUCAACUCCAUACCCCCAUGUACUAUUUGCUCAGCAGUUUGUCUGUUUUAGACCUCUGUUAUUCCUCUGUCAUUACCCCCCAAAUGCUAAUGGGAUUUUUAUUCAAAGAUAAAACUAUCUCCUAUCCUAGGUGCAUGACUCAAUUCUUUUUCUUCUGUAUUUUUGUCAUUUCUGAGUGCUACAUGCUGGCAGCCAUGGCUUAUGAUCGCUAUGUUGCCAUUUGUAAGCCCUUACUUUACCACAUCCUCAUGUCCCCUCGAGUCUGCUCCUUGCUGGUGAUGUCUGUGUUCUCUGUGGGCUUCACAGAUGCAAUGAUACACACAGGUUGUAUACUGAGGUUGUCAUUCUGUGGGCCAAAUGUAAUCAGUCAUUACUUCUGUGACAUUGUCGCCCUCAUCAAACUCUCUUGCUCCAGCACUUACCUAGAUGAGCUCUUGCUUUCUGUCAUUAGUGGAUUCAACACUGUAGUAACCAGCUUGACAAUCAUAAUUUCUUAUGCUUUUAUCCUCUCCAGUAUCCUCCGCAUCAACUCCAAAGAGGGCAGGUCAAAAGCCUUCAGUACCUGUAGUUCCCAUCUCAUGGCAGUCACUGUGUUUUACGGAUCCGUCAUGUCCAUGUAUCUCAAACCUUCUUCCAGUAAGAACCUGGCCCAGGGAAAGGUGUCCUCAGUGUUUUAUACUACAGUGAUUCCCAUGCUGAACCCCUUGAUCUACAGCCUGAGAAAUAAGGAUGUGAAGACUGCAUUGAAGAAACUCACAGAAAGGAAAAUAUUCUCGUAG